Messenger RNA from Parnassius mnemosyne (clouded apollo), 1701 nucleotides. NCBI's taxonomy places the organism in Eukaryota, Metazoa, Arthropoda, Insecta, Lepidoptera, Papilionidae. The record is from the annotation of a GenBank genome assembly.
AUGAAAAACUACUCGGGGACGAGAAUAAUACAAAGCAGCAGAAGCCUGAACACUGAAAAGGUUAUAAAAGCUGCUAUUGUAUUAUUCGACGACACCAUUGACAUGACCCCAUGCCCCAGUCUAACAACUGAGAAUAUUGCAGUCGCAAAACUCAGAACAGGGGCGUGGGAGAUUGGAGUGGUGUCCGUCUACCUGGAGGGGGAUAAACCAAUCGAACCAUACUUGAACAUGAUUGGAGAGGCCGUGGAAAGCAUAGGGACAAGGAACGUGAUACUCGGUGGUGACGUAAAUGCGUGGAACACCUGGUGGGGAAGUCGUGAAACAGAUAUUAGAGGGGUGGAGCUUGCUGCAAAGCUUGAUGAAUUGGAACUACAUACUUUAAACAGGGGUACUGAGCCUACAUUUGAUAUCAUUAGAGGUGGGAAAAGAUUCUCGAGCUGUGUUGAUAUUACUACUUGCUCGACUAGCCUGCUCGGAAGGAUGCAUAACUGGAGACUAUCCGAUGAAAUAACUAGCUCAGACCACAGGGCAAUCUUAUUCGACAUAAAUUUGAAGAAAUCAAUAGGCACGGAUAUAAAGAGAACGACUAGGAUGUACAACACGAAGAAGGCAAAUUGGAACAAGUUUCGUGAGAAACUUGUCCAGAUUUGGAAUGACAAAAGGUUAGAUAAAGCAACAAUUGAUGGAUUAACAAAUACAGAAGAAUUAGAGGAAAGAAUUAACGAUUUCACAAAUUCAAUGACAGAAGCCUGUGAAUACAGUAUACCAAAGCUAAAUAUUAAAAAACGAGUAGGACUGCCCUGGUGGACUGAGGAGCUAACACAGCAGAAAAAGGAGGUCUCCAGGUUGAGACGCCGUAUCUCAUACGCAGCGCCAGUCCGACGUGAGUGGGUGGUCGAGCAGUACAAAAGGGCGAAAGAAGAAUAUCAGCAGGAAAUAAAGAGGGCUCAGACCACCAGUUGGAAAGACUUUUGUAGCAAGCAGGAGAGAGAGACUAUGUGGGAUAGUGUGUAUAGAGUAAUUAGCCGAACAAUGGUGCGACAGGACGAAAUCCCGCUUGUACAAGGUGUAAAGACAUUGGAAAGAGAAGAAUCAGCCAGGAUCCUGGCGGAGACUUUUUAUCCAGAGGAUCAAAACGAGGAGGACGACACGGAACACGAGUUGAUGAGAGAAGUAGCUAAUACAGUGAAUGAGGGGACACUUGAUAGUUCAAGUGACCCACCCUUUACAGCGGAGGAACUAACGUGGGCCGUGUCGAGUUUUAAUCCGAAAAAGGCGCCAGGUGACGACGGCUUUACAGCAGACAUCUGUAGAGUAGCUAUAACCGUGGAUUUAGGACUGUUCUUGGCACUGGUCAAUAAAUGUAUGGAACUCACAUACUUUCCCAAUAAAUGGAAGAAGGCGGUAGUGGUAGUGUUACGGAAACCGGGUAAAAGGGACUACACACACCCCAGAUCUUACAGGCCGAUUGGGCUAUUGCCUGUGCUGGGCAAGGUCCUCGAAAAAAUGGUGGUCCGAAGAAUCAAGUGGCACAUCGUACCAAAGCUAAGCCGGAAACAAUAUGGGUUCAUGCCGCAGUGUAGCACCGAGGACUCCCUCUAUGAUAUGAUGCAGUUCAUAACAACCAAGCUAAACAUCACGUCCUCGCAGAAGGACACCACUGCAUCCCACGACUCUGCGCUACCGACCAUCUUAACCUAA